This is a messenger RNA of Rangifer tarandus platyrhynchus (Svalbard reindeer), 1170 nucleotides long. The record is from the annotation of a GenBank genome assembly. NCBI's taxonomy places the organism in Eukaryota, Metazoa, Chordata, Mammalia, Artiodactyla, Cervidae.
AUGAUCCGGAACGGGCACGGGGAGGCGGGCGGCGCCAAGCGGCUGGGCCCGAGGGCUAGGCGCGCUGUGCGGGUGUGGUGCGACGGCUGCUACGACAUGGUACAUUAUGGCCACUCCAACCAGCUGCGCCAGGCCCGGGCCAUGGGUGACCACCUCAUUGUGGGUGUGCACACUGAUGAGGAGAUCGCCAAGCACAAGGGGCCCCCGGUGUUCACUCAGGAGGAGAGGUACAAGAUGGUGCAGGCCAUCAAGUGGGUGGACGAGGUGGUGCCGGCAGCCCCCUACGUCACCACUCUGGAGACUCUGGACAAGUACAACUGUGACUUCUGCGUCCACGGCAAUGACAUCACACUGACUGUAGACGGCCGGGACACCUACGAGGAAGUGAAGCAGGCUGGAAGGUACAGAGAAUGCAAGCGCACCCAGGGGGUGUCCACCACAGACCUCGUUGGCCGCAUGCUGUUGGUGACCAAGGCCCAUCACAGCAGCCAGGAGAUGUCCUCUGAGUACCGGGAGUAUGCAGACAGCUUUGGCAAGUGCCCUGGGGGGCGGAACCCCUGGACGGGGGUAUCUCAGUUUCUUCAGACAUCCCAAAAGAUCAUCCAAUUUGCUUCAGGGAAGGAGCCCCAGCCUGGGGAGACGGUCAUCUACGUGGCUGGCGCCUUUGACCUGUUCCACAUUGGGCAUGUGGAUUUUCUGGAGAAGGUAUAUGGCCUGGUGGAGAGGCCCUACGUCAUCGCUGGCUUGCAUUUUGACCAGGAGGUCAACCACUACAAGGGGAAGAACUACCCCAUCAUGAACCUGCAUGAGCGGACCCUGAGUGUGCUGGCCUGCCGGUACGUGUCUGAAGUGGUGAUUGGGGCCCCGUACUCGGUCACAGCAGAGCUCCUGGACCACUUCAAGGUGGACCUGGUGUGUCACGGGAAGACGGAGAUCGUGCCGGACAAAGAUGGCUCUGACCCAUACGAGGAGCCCAAAAGGAGGGGCAUUUUCUGCCAGGUUGACAGUGGGAACGACCUCACCACAGACCUCAUCGUCCAGCGCAUUAUCAAGAACAGGCUGGAGUAUGAGGCCCGGAACCAGAAGAAGGAAGCCAAGGAGCUGGCCUUUCAGGAGGCCAUGAGGCAGCAGGAAGCGCAGCCCGAAAGGGAGAGCGACUGUGACUUCUGA